UAAUAAGGCCGAGCUGGCCACCUGGAUCCCGCAAGUGGCUCCGCGGAGCGCAGGCGAGGCGGUCGCGGUAGGGACCAUGGCCCGGGCGCUGGCCGGUCUGGCCUCGAGCUUGCAGGUCCCGCGGGUCGUCUCCAGCCCCGAUUCGGACUCGGACACAGACUCGGAGGACCCGGGUCUCCGGCGCAGCGCCGGCGGCCUGCUCCGCUCGCAGGUCAUCCACAGCGGACACUUCAUGGUGUCCUCGCCGCACAGCGACUCACUGACGCGGCGGCGCGACCAGGAGGGACCCGUAGGGCAUGGCGACUUCGGGCCGCGCAGCAUCGACCCCACACUCACCCGCCUCUUCGAGUGCUUGAGCCUGGCCUACAGUGGCAAGCUGGUCUCUCCCAAGUGGAAGAACUUCAAAGGCCUCAAGUUGCUGUGCCGGGACAAGAUCCGCCUCAACAACGCCAUCUGGAGAGCCUGGUAUAUCCAGUAUGUGGAGCGGAGGAAGAGCCCGGUGUGCGGCUUCGUGACGCCCCUGCAGGGGCCUGAGGCUGACGAACACCGCAAACCAGAGGCCGUCGUCCUGGAGGGGAAUUACUGGAAGCGGCGCAUCGAAGUGGUGAUGCGCGAGUACCACAAGUGGCGCAUCUACUACAAGAAGCGGCUCCGUAAAUCCAGCAGGGAAGGGGAUCUCUUGGCCCCCAAGCAGGCGGAAGGGGAGUGGCCGCCGCCAGAGCGAUGGUGCCAGCAGCUCUUCUCCAGCGUGGUGCCCGUGCUGCUGGGGGGCCCCGAGGAGGAGCCCGGCGGGCGGCAGCUCCUGGACCUGGACUGCUUUCUGUCCGAUAUCUCCGACACGCUCUUCACCAUGACACAGCCCAACUCCUCGCCCCUGCAGCUGCCCCCCGAGGACGCCUACAUCGGCAAUGCUGACAUGAUCCAGCCGGACCUGACGCCCCUGCAGCCCAGCCUGGAUGAGUUCGUGGAGAUCUCAGGUUUCUUCACCAACUACCGCCCCCCACAGACGCCCACGGCUUUGAACUUCAUGGAGUCCCCCAGCUUCACCCCGAUGGCUGACUCCAACUUUGGCAGUGGGAUCCUGGCCCCAGGGGUGCCCCCGGCUUCCUCGGGGUUGCCCUACCUCCCAGGACAGAACCGCAUGCAGGCUCGGAACAGCUGCCCUGGGCCCUUGGACCCCAGCGCCUUCCUGAGUUCUGACUUCCUCCUUCCGGAAGAGCCCAAGCCCAAGCUCCCACCACCUCCUGCACCACCACCCCUCCUCCAGUACCCCGCCCCUGACAAGGUGCCGGGCCUGCAGCCCUGCACCCCACCUCCCUUCCCUGACGUAGCUUCAGCCCCCGCUUUGCUGCAGGAAGAGCCCCUCUUCUCAGCCAGGUUCCCCUUCCCCACAGCCCCGCCGGCCCCAGGAGCAUCCCAGCUGCCUGCUCCCGCAGCCUUCCCAGCCCCGGCGGCACCGCCUAUCCCCGGCCCUGGCCCAGGCCACACCCCCUUCCCCAUAGACCCUCUGCCCUCGGGGUACCCGGAGCCCGGCUUCAGCAGUCACUUCGCAGUGCCUCAGGGGGUGCAGCCCAGGGGAGAACCCCUUGCCCGACCCCCUAGGGGACGGAAGACCAGCCCCCCCACUUUGGCCCCUGCCACUGCCCCCGGCAGCAACCCCUGCCUCACGCAGCUGUUGAGGACAGCCAAGACCGAGCCUGCCCUGGAGCCACCGCUUGUGCCCAGCGCCCUCCUCCGGUCCCCGGGCCCCCCGCAGGAGACGGUCCCUGAAUUCGCCCAUGCCUUCUUCCCCUCGCCCCCGGCCCCUACGCCUCCCCGGCCACCUCCCGGCCCAGCCACACUGGCCCCUCCGAGGCCCCUGAUUGUCCCCAAAGCAGAGCGGCUGUCACCCCCAGCGCCCAGCGGCAGUGAGCGGCGGCUGUCCGGGGAGCUCAGCUGCCUCCCAGCUCCCGGGGCCCCGAGUGUGGGCGUCUCUCCCCCGCAACCCGUUCUGUGCCGGGCCCGGCCAGACAACAGCAAGACUGAGAACCGGCGUAUCACGCACAUCUCGGCGGAGCAGAAGCGGCGCUUCAACAUCAAGCUGGGCUUCGACAUCCUUCACAGCCUUGUGAGCACACUCAGCGCCCAGCCCGGCCUCAAGCACUUAGGCCCGCUCUGGUGGCGCCUGCAGGUGAGCAAGGCGACCACGCUGCAGAAGACGGCCGAGUACAUCGCCAUGCUGCAGCAGGAGCGCACGGCCCUGCAGGAGGAGGCCCAGCAGCUGCGGGACGAGAUCGAGGAGCUCAACGCCGCCAUCAACGUGUGCCAGCAACAGCUGCCCGCCACGGGGGUGCCCAUCACGCACCAGCGCUUUGACCAGAUGCGAGACAUGUUUGACGACUACGUCCGGACGCGCACGCUGCACAACUGGAAGUUCUGGGUUUUCAGCGUCCUCAUCCGGCCUCUGUUCGAGUCCUUCAAUGGGAUGGUGUCCACCGCAAGCCUGCACAGCCUCCGCCAGACCUCGCUGGCCUGGCUGGAUCAGUACUGCUCCCUGCCUGCUCUCCGGCCCACUGUCCUGAACUCCCUUCGCCAGCUGAGCGCGUCCACCAGUAUCUUGACUGACCCAAGCCGCGUGCCUGAGCAGGCCACGCGGGCAGUCACGGAGGGCACCCCGGGCAGACCAUUAUAGCGCUGGCACACCCUCCAGGCGCUCUCCUCUUGCCCCAGGCCCUGGCUGGUGCCUUCCUGGUAUCCCUGCCUCUUGGAGGCUGAGAAGAGCCAAGGAGCUCCGUUCCCCUCUGCUUCUGCCCUUGGCGACUUGAAACCCCUCUGGGGGGUGGGGAGCACACAACCAACAUGGACCUGCGGACUUAGCCGCCAUGACACUGGGCAACUCGGGGAGCUCAGAGGAAGGCAGGGGGUAACACUGACUUGGGGUCACUCCUGCCUGCUCCCUGCAGGGGACGCUAGGCUCCUGCAGGGUGGCUUCCCCUGAGCAAGGCCUGGAAGGGUAGAGGCCAGGGAGGGCCAAUGCCAGGGCAUCUUGUGUGUGUGCGGAUGUGUGAGUGUGAGUUUUGUAAAGAAUUCUUGAACAAUAAAGGUAAAAACUGUCCGUCA
Molecule: messenger RNA, 3099 nt
Organism: Chinchilla lanigera (long-tailed chinchilla)
Lineage: Eukaryota; Metazoa; Chordata; Mammalia; Rodentia; Chinchillidae
Gene: Mlxipl
Product: MLX interacting protein-like
Exons: 17
Coding region: 77-2671 (864 amino acids)
Biological process (GO): regulation of transcription by RNA polymerase II
Cellular component (GO): nucleus
Molecular function (GO): DNA-binding transcription factor activity, RNA polymerase II-specific; protein dimerization activity; RNA polymerase II cis-regulatory region sequence-specific DNA binding
Source: RefSeq, a predicted model, not a curated record